AACGGCACGAUCAGCCGAUUGUCGUAUGGGAGGGAGGGGAUGAGACGAGCGAGGGGCAAAGCAAAGUGUAUUGCUUGUGCGGGAGGGGCUUGUUUUUAGCAGCAAGGUCGUUCUUUGUGUCAAAAUUCUACUUGUGACGAAUUUUCUGUUUAUAAUAUUUGCUUAUUGAGUGAGUGAGUGUUUGUGCACGGUUGCAAAGGUCGUAUAGUGUGCGUAUGUCGUCAGUAUUUCGUAGCGUUUAGAACACCUCAACGAUAAUUAAAAGACGUUCCAAUGAGUCUGGGAACAGGUCAGACCACCGAGGGAUCGAAUGCAGGAGGAAUAUUCGUUCAAUUCAACCAGGACUGCACGUCGCUGGUAGCAGGCAGCGCCAGCGGGUACCACCUGUUCGCGCUGACUCCAGACGAUGGCCUGGAGGAGAUUUACGCUAGCCGCACGGGGCAGGAAGUGUGCCUCGUUGACAGGCUUUUCAGCAGUUCGCUCGUCGCAAUCGUCACUGUUUCCGCGCCCAGGAAGCUGAUCGUAUGCCAUUAUAAGAAGGGUACGGAGAUAUGCAACUACAGCUAUAGUAACACCAUCCUCGCGGUCAAACUAAACCGCUCGAGACUGGUGGUGUGCCUAGAAGAGUCUCUGCACAUCCACAACAUCCGCGACAUGAAGAUCCUGCACACGAUCCGGGAUACGCCGCCCAACGCGCGCGGGCUGUGCGCGCUGGCGCCUUGCGUGGACCACUGCUACUUGGCCUACCCCGGCUCCAGCGCCGUGGGCGAGGUGCAGAUCUUCGACGCCGUGCACCUCAACGCCAAGUGCGUCAUCAGCGCGCACGACUCGCCGUUGGCGGCGCUGGCCUUCUCCAUGUGCGGCCGCCGACUGGCCACGGCCUCCGAACGCGGCACCGUCAUCCGCGUCUUCGCCGUGCCCGAGCGCACGCGGCUCUACGAAUUCCGCCGCGGGGUCAAGCGGUGCGUCUCCAUCUCCUGCCUCGCCUUCAGCUCGUGCGGGCUGUUCCUGGCGGCGACGUCGAACACGGAGACGGUGCACGUGUUCAAGCUGGCGGAGGGCGCGGGCGAGGCGGGCGCGGGGGAGGCGCGCGAGGAGGCGGCGGGGGAGGGCGGCGACGGCGAGGCGCAGCCGGGCUGGAUGGAGUGGCUGUCGCGCGGGCUGGCGGCCGGCGCCGGCUACCUGCCGCAGCACGUGGCCGACGUGCUGACGCAGGGCCGCGCCUUCGCCGCCGCGCGGCUGCCGGUCACGGGGCACCGCGCGCGCGCCGCCAUCACCAGCGUGUCCCGCGCGCCGCGGCUGCUGGUGGCCACGUCGGCCGGCGUGCUGUACGUGUACGCGCUGGACGCGGCCGAGGGCGGCGAGUGCGCGCUGCUGCGCCAGCACGUCUUCCUGGAGCCGGCGCAGGCGGCGCACGCGCACGCGCCCGGCGCGCAGCAGGCGCAGGCCGAAGAUUCGGAGCGGUGCGGCGAGCUGGGCGCGGCGCUGGAGGGCUCCCCCCCGCGCGGCCCCUUCGACCUGCGCGACCCCAAGCACUUCCCGCCGAUGCGCGCGCCGGCCGCCGCCAGCGAGUAGCCCCCGCGCCCCCCGAGGGACACCCAAAAAAAGUUCAAAAUUGUCAAAAGCUACGAAUAAAAAAAAGAACUCCAUUGUGUCGAGUGAGUGAUCCGUUCGAGUGGAAGUGCACGGUCUGCGUUUGGAGGGUUCCUUCGUACUGUUCACUAUAUUUCAUUGUCCUGAAAAAAGUAAACCCGUUUCGAAUUCGCCGCGGUGACUAGUUUUAUUACCUUGUGUGCGAGUACAUAAUAACAAAUCUUGACAAUGUUUCUUGUGAAAUUUUAUAAAGUACAAUGAAACGCAGUGUAUAGUAUUAAGUAGGGAAACGUCAAACGAUGCCCGAUUUCGGAAAUAGACUGAAUCUUUUCGGGGCGGAGUACGUACAUUCCCGAGUCGGUGGCGGGUGAAGAAUCAGGAAAAAAGACAGCCCUAAUUUGCAAGAGAACCCCUGAAAAUGAACGGUCUAUUCCGCUGUAUAUUCCGGUUCUAGAAAAAUAAAAAAACGUAAAAAAGCCAAAAAAUAAAUUUAGUAUUCUAACUAUAUGCCAUCGUGUGUAUAUAUAUCCAAUCUUCAUUCACGUAGCCGACGCUAUUGGUGUAAAGAAAUUAAUACAGAUGUUCAACGAGGUCCACGCCACAUGGAGUAGAAUUUUUUAAAAGACCUGCAUCGCGAGGCCCUCAUUGUGUGGCUCCUGAUUCAAAGAUGAAAAAGCAAGUGACUUUGGCUCCCACCACAAAGUGUUGGCCACAUUUUUUUACUACGUACGAUUUGUUACAAUUAAUAAUCGAUACAACCUCCGAUGGCUUUGGUUGAUUCGGCAUAACAGUGAAAGUGUUGAAUCUAAUCACUUUGGAAAAAAUAUAUAGUAAAAUUGAGGAUGAACACUGAUUAGUAUACGGUGUGAAAACACGAUUCCUAAACAUUUUCACGAUAUGAAAAAAGAACACACUUAUCUCGAAUUUGACAAGAAAACCGUUAUAUUCAAGGUACUUUACAUAUACCAAUGAUUUUUUUAUACCAACAGAACUAAUUAGAACACGAAUAGUAUAUGAUAUACAUUUUUCAAAUGGCAAUGAUGUCGUUUGUGAAAAAAUUAAUUCUGAAAUACAGCCAGUGACCCAGCCGCUCGGCCAAAGCAAAAUGAGCCGUAUUAGUACGAGAAAAAUUUGAAUUCGAAAUGAGACCGUAUCGACUCUUAAUACGAUUUCCUUAUCGUUGUUUGUUCUCUUUACUUCAUCUAAAGAAUAACGAACAUCGUUUUAUGACUAAUUUGUACGCGACUAAAAUACUGGCAACACUGGACCGUUAGAUAAAUGCAUUGUCGCGUGUGUGUUGCCUUUAUGUAUUUCGUUAUUGUAAUCGAUUACAUAAUUAUAUCGUUUGGUGAAAAAAGUGGGAGAUGUUUAAAAAAAUUUACUUUUUACUCACAAGAUGUUCACAAGGGACAACAUUUUAAAAUCUGUCUAAAUACUGUCGAGCACAGAGUGUUAUUGAUUUAUUUAAUACACUGUGACCAACAUUUGUUUAACUUUUGACAUGAUAUGCAUACCUCCGAAGUUCCGUAAUUAUUGACAUACAACCAUAGACAGAAAAAUUUAAAUACUUCCUGGACUGUUUUAUUUUUUAAUUUUAGUGGAGAGACGUGCUCUAGCUCCUAUAUUUAUCGAGUCAAUAGAUUAUGUAACAAAGAUUAAUAUAAAUGUUUGUACCUGUCUUAUAAAUUAUAAUGAAACAAAAAUUUUAUAUAAUUCUAAUAAAGUCUUAUUGUUUAUUGUAAUGAAUCGUCGGGAUCUUGUUAUUUCUUGUGUACAGAAAUUAUCAAACGCAACAUUACGAUCCCAAUCAGACAAUAUCUUUUAUUGAACCCGGUUACAUUCACGAUUAAAACUUCUUCAUAAAUAAAAUCGAUUGUUAUAAAAAAUCGAAUCAGAAACGCAUUAGGACAUCACUAAUUGAUUAGAGUUCGAGCUGUCAAAAGUUAAAUAAAUGGUUGAACGGAGUAUAAUAAUGGGUAUUCCAGUAAGUGCUCUCAAAGGUCAUUUUACAAUUACUUGCUACUCGUAGCAACAGGCGAUUUCCUGGUUUGAGACAGGACAAUUAAUUGAAAGCGCUUGCAAACAUUAUUAUUAUUAUAGCACAAGAGGUAAUUCCCUGGUUUAAGACCAAGUAAUUAAUGUAAUGUGUUUUGCACAUUGUUAUUAUAUAGUAAAACGGAUUUCCUAGUUAGGGCCCAGGCAACUAAUGUAGCAUAUUAUUAUUACUAUAGCACAAGAAGUACUUCUCAAGUUUAAGAGCAGACAAUACAUAUAUCAUGCGUAUGUAUAUAAUCUUCAUAUCAAUUGACAUAGCUGUUUGAAGAGACACAUGGUCCGACAUGGAGUCUCAUUUUUAAUAGUCUAUCUUUUUGAAGACGGAGUAAAAUUACAUUUCUAGGGUUGCCAGUUUUUAUAAAAUUUUAAAUAGUUGUGUAGGUGGUGUCGAUAGUUUUAUCGAUAGAUUGUGAAAGAUACAAUUUUUGAUAAAAAUGACUCAAUUGUGAAAGUAACGACGUUCUAAUGAUUACUAAUUGCGUUAUUACCUUCUUUAUUAUAAUUUUGACAGUUGACCUACUAGUGAGCACAGGCAAUUAAUGUAAUGUGUUUAGCACAUUAUUAUUACUAUAACACAAGAAGUACAUCCUAAGUUUUUUAGAGCAGAAAAUUAAUUUAAAAUGCUUGCUACAUUUUUACUAUAGUCUGUUUUGGAACAGACAUGCUAUUCAAAUGAAUAUUGUUGGAAAAAGCGAUGAGAUAUCAAGUCGAAUAUUUCGAAAUAUACGUGAAAGUGUCACUUAUUCGAUUUAUUGAGCGAUUUCUUUAGAAUUUUAACCAAACAGGUUUGUUUACUUUUUGUUUUAAAUGGAUUGAAACGAAUAUAAUCUUUUAUUCGAGACCAGGCAGUUAAUGUAGCGUGCCACAUUAUUAUUGCUACAGCACACCAGGGAUUCCCUAGUGUGAGACCAGGUAAUUAAUAUGUUUUGCAUAUUAUUUUUACUAUAUACACAGAAGAAAAAAAACCAAUGGAAGUGCCAUAAGCCUCGAUUAUCAUCGGAACCGAUGUCGCCAAAACGCACAAGCAAAAUAGUAAACACUAUUGAAAUCUUGAUAGUGAUUGCUCAUAGUUUCCAAUUUAAAAAAAUGUAACAAAUUCUGGAUUGUUAACAUAAUUUAAACUUUGCCCAGUCGCAAUAUCGUUGAAAGUUUUAUCAUCUUUAUUGCAAGUUACGACGU
This is a messenger RNA of Hyposmocoma kahamanoa, 4827 nucleotides long. RefSeq names its product WD repeat domain phosphoinositide-interacting protein 2. Gene Ontology annotation, cellular component: cytosol; phagophore assembly site membrane; extrinsic component of membrane. Gene Ontology annotation, biological process: protein lipidation; protein localization to phagophore assembly site; nucleophagy. NCBI's taxonomy places the organism in Eukaryota, Metazoa, Arthropoda, Insecta, Lepidoptera, Cosmopterigidae. The record is from RefSeq and is a predicted model, not a curated record. Gene Ontology annotation, molecular function: protein binding; phosphatidylinositol-3,5-bisphosphate binding; phosphatidylinositol-3-phosphate binding. Bases 274 to 1575 code for a protein of 433 amino acids. The transcript has 7 exons.